AUGGUGGCAGGAAGCGGCCACGCAUCUGGCGCUGCCGUUGUGGCGUCGUGUGUGACAUUUAAUGUUCUUGCUGCACUACUAACAUUUGCUCGGUUAUAUACACGAGCCACAAUCACCAGAAGUCUUGGGCUGGACGAUCACCUCGCGGCUUUUGCACUACUUCUCGCCAUUUUUCUGGCCGUCUUACACUAUGGAAUGGGUCGACACUUCGACACUUUGACACCCGACGAUAUGGUGCACUCGUUGAAGUGGUUCUGGGCCUCCACUUGGACAUAUGCAUUGGGUUUGGGCGUCAUCAAGACAUCCAUUCUGCUACAAUACCUCCGCUUCUUCACGAUGAGAAAGUGGCGCAUCGCCGCGUUGCUUGUUCUCGCCAUGAAUGUCGUCUGGACCAUCUGGGGCUUUUUUGCGUCCAUUUUCUUGUGCCAUCCUAUCAGCGAUUUCUGGGGGCCGCCGCAAACUGCCAAUUGCAUGAAUCGAAUGGCAGUAUGGUAUUCAAUGGCUGGCGGAUCGAUCUUCACAGAUAUCUGCACGACCCUCUUGCCAAUUGCACCUCUGAAUGCUUUGCAAUUUCCUCGACGACAGAAGAUGAUCUUGAUGGUCGUAUUUGCGUUGGGCGGGAUGACUUGCGUAAUUUCAAUUUUGCGCUUGCCCUCGCUGUACAACAUCUCGCAGUCGAAAGACGUAUCUUGGGACAAUCCGUCUGCUGCUAUCUGGUCCAGCAUGGAGCUUUACGGUGGCAUCAUCUGCUCGUGUCUGCCCACGCUGAAGGGCUUAGUCUCACGAAUCUUUCCGUCGCUGUCGUUUGGUGAUAGCUAUUAUCAAACAAGAUCUGGCGAGCGUCUCGGUAGUCUUGGCCCCAACCCUCAUAAUACAUUCGCGAGCUCCAGCUGCGAUAGAACACUGCGAGAGAGUACCUAUGGCAUCGAAAAGGCUGGAAAUACGGACACCGGCCAAAAUCUGGAAUUGCGGAAAUGUCCUUCGACACUCAACAAGGAUAAGAGGCCCUCUUCGACGGUGCGGCCGGUAUCAAAAGCUUGGGACGAUGAGGAGAUCUUUUGA
This is a messenger RNA of Cercospora beticola, 1062 nucleotides long. RefSeq lists its product as uncharacterized. Lineage: Eukaryota; Fungi; Ascomycota; Dothideomycetes; Mycosphaerellales; Mycosphaerellaceae. The record is from RefSeq and is a predicted model, not a curated record.